This is a messenger RNA of Orbilia oligospora ATCC 24927, 2589 nucleotides long. RefSeq lists its product as uncharacterized. Gene Ontology annotation, cellular component: mediator complex. The record is from RefSeq and is a predicted model, not a curated record. The coding region runs from base 1 to 2589 and encodes 862 amino acids. Gene Ontology annotation, biological process: positive regulation of DNA-templated transcription. The transcript has 10 exons. Lineage: Eukaryota; Fungi; Ascomycota; Orbiliomycetes; Orbiliales; Orbiliaceae.
AUGCCCGGCAUGCUGAUGGAUACUGGCCUGGGAGACCUCUUUGAGGACAAUGCGAGCACCAUUCGAGGCAUUCAAGAGUACAUAGACAGACUGCGACAGGGCGGUUGUAGACAAAGCAUAGCCUGGGGGAAACUCGGCUGUAUAGCCUCCGUAGCAGCAAACGGUACAGACGUCGAAAUCCGUCACCUACAAGCUUCGACGAAAGAUGGUUCCUGGUCUCUUAGUUCGAAACACACCAUCAAGAACGUCCACGGCGGAUCUCAACUCGCCAGUGUACACUGGAACAACAUUGGGUCGGAAAUCGCGAUUACGGAUAUAUACGGGAGAUUGGCGAUAUGGACGGUAUAUGUGUCGCUGGACCGGUUGAACCUGCUGAGGCAGUCGCAGGUGACGGCUAGAGACGACUUAUCCAUGCUAGCUGGAUUAUGGUGGUUGAAUAUGAACAAGCCAUAUGCUCUUAGUAAAGCCGCCAUAAAAACGGAUGGCGUUUUUAAAUACCCCACCAACUCACUGCCUCCUAUGGGACCUUUGAACCCGAUACAAGGCCGUGCCGCAUGUCUGGGUGUCACUAGGCACGGUGUGGUCAAAAUGUGGUAUUCGUCCGAUGCACAGCACAUUCAGAAAGCUACGGCGGAGUUGGAAUCGUAUACGUCCAUGGAUGAUCUUAUUACACAUGCCGCAUAUGCCCCCGAUAGAGACCGAACAGCUGUUCUAGCCGUAUAUACACAAUCCAAACAGUUGAGACUCUACCGCAUCUCUAUCGACUGGAAACAUCCUGCUCUCCCCCCGAAUACCAACGUCUCACAGCUCCCGUUACCAGUUACAAUAAUUGUAAAACGGUUAAAGAUCGAACACUAUCCAGGUGAUGGACAAGAUAGUGCCACAUCGUUCCUUACACAUUUGGAAGUUUUAUCACCCUUUCCCGGUAACAAUAUGCAAUACCAUGUUGUCUUGGGAUUCUUUGCGAAUACAUCGCAGCAACAGCCCGUGACCACGAUUAAAAGGUGGGAGCUAAGGAACAUUGGGACGUCGUUACACCCGGGGUUUGAUCAACUAGCGCAGAGGAGGAAUAGCACAGUCACAGAGAAAGAAAGGCAUGAACUCAUUUCGUACCCGGACGUCCCUCUGCACAAAUGCGCCCUGUCAGUCACACAGAUCAAUGCCAGUACGAUGAUCGGGGUAACAUUCACAGAUGGAUCUUUCGAAAUACGGGAUCGAAUGCAAUUCAACACCGUCCAUCCAACUGCUAACAAUGACAAGCUGUUGAACAUGGUACAUGCGGGAUGGCAUUUCCCGUUAUUAGGACCUCAUGUCGACAUUGUGCUAUCGCCGAAUUAUGCCGCUGUUGCACUUCUUACUAAAGAACACGAUGUGAAUUUAGUACUAAUGACACAUAACGAUGCGCUAGAGGGGACGCCGGAGGAGAAUCCCAAUAUAUUGAUUGCAGCAGCCACACUCGCUCAACAGCACGCCUGCUCGUCGAAUAACCAUUCGAAUAAUGAUGACCUAGCAGCCGUAGCGAGACAAUAUAACAAUGAUCAUUUCAAAACUUGUGUUCUUCUUGAAGCACAUCGUUCGCUAAAUCAAGCUAUUGAUUUCCUACAAGAGCAAAGCAACGAGAAGUUACAACGUAACCCGUUCUUCCAGCGCUGCUUGAGUUUGCAAUCCGUAUUAUACUACAAGGGAUGGGCGAACCCAAAACCCAUACCUGCUAAGAUCGCACAGGCAACGUUGCAUUUGAAAGCGACGUCUGUGGGGUUCGGGUAUUUUAUGAACAAUGUGGCGAGACAUAGGCAAGAUGUUGAGGAUUCUAAGUCUAAUGCGCUACAGAAUCUACUCGGUGUCGUGAAAUGGGAGAUUGACUUCCAUGUCUACCUUGUCGAUGAACUACUCGAGCUCGCACGUCGAGUACGCUCGAAUCCAGGUGAUAUGGAACUGGUGAAAAAGAUCAUGCACGAAACCAACUCCUGCGCCCUCCCUCUAAUCCUCACCGGCGCCUCCCGUUUCCUUCUAAAAUACAACUCCCGCGCCCUCCGCGGCUUCGACCAAGCCGCCCGUGACCAUCUAGCCCAAAACACCGUGGACGAAGCCCUAAAACAAGGUUUCCAAUCCCUCCGAACAAUCAUGGACGCCAACCCCGUAAAAUUCAACAUGUUUGAAAAGUUACUAGUAGACAUAAUCGCCCACAUCAAAAGAAUAACCGAAACCUGGGAUGCACAAAGACGAAUCGACGUAGAUCGGAUGAUAUUCCUUACCGGGGAGAUUCCCGAAGUGUUUUACCCCAUAGUUGAGAAGUUUUUACAACAUAGUUUGGGGAUAUUGAAGAAUGAUAUCGAUCCCUCGCAGAUUUUUUUCUUCGAUACUACUUGGUUGGGGUUUCAUGAUGAUAGGAAGAGUGUGGUGUUUAAAAGGACGGAGAAAGUGGAUACUUUGAGGAAGUGUUUGUUGAAGAAGGGGACACCGGUGAGGAGGUGUUUGAGGUGUGGGGAGGUGGUGGAGGAUUUGAUACCCAGCGCGAGGAUGGGGCUUUGGUUGCAGAAUGUUAGUAGGGUUUGUGUCUGUGGAUGUUUGUGGAUGCAUGGGGAUUGA